AUGCAUAGAAACCAAAACAUAAUCAUCAAUGAAUUUAUGUUUUGUAAUUCACAUGGAAAAGAAACGUGUCAAGAAUGUUUAGUUGAUCAUAGAUUAGGAAACAAUUUAAUUUUAGAAGAUGAUUUGAUUCAAUCUAUUAUGAGUUUUGAUUGGGUUGAUCGUAAACCAAUAGAAGUCUACAAACUAGGAGUCACUCCACUAAUCCCCAACAAUCCAGUUCAAAGUACGAUCCAUCAAACUCAAGAUACAACACUUUAUCAAUGUUUAAAUCAUCAAACCAUAAAUUGUUCAAUUUGUUUUAAUUGGAUUCAAAUCAUUUUAAAUGGUUUAUAUUUGUAA
Melampsora larici-populina 98AG31 is the source of this 339-nucleotide messenger RNA. RefSeq lists its product as uncharacterized. The coding region runs from base 1 to 339 and encodes 112 amino acids. The record is from RefSeq and is a predicted model, not a curated record. The transcript is spliced from 2 exons. Lineage: Eukaryota; Fungi; Basidiomycota; Pucciniomycetes; Pucciniales; Melampsoraceae.